GACCACGCGGGGCGCACCACAGGUCCACAAGGCACCGGCUGCGCCACCUACACGAGUGAGGCUAGCCGAUAGGCGAAGGUAGGGACUAGGGAGUGCCAGUAGAGACACUGUAGUACUGCGGCUCCUACCACCGCGCCUCCAUCCACCGUCCACCCCCCCUAUACUACGCCGCUGCAGGUCUCUUUCCAAUCUCACUUCCCACCUGUGCGCUCUAUUUCACCCGCCACUGCAGCGAGCUCUAGCAUCGUCUCUCCCUUUCCCCCAGUAGUGGCAGAUCUGUGCGCGUGACCCCCAGCUUGGAUCUUAAUGGUUUGGUGGCUCUGAGUCCUUCGGACUCCUGGUUACAGGGGAGUGCAAUUUAUGGAAUCUCUGUUUUAAACUUCAGUAUAUUGAAUUGAAUAGUGGUAACUGUGUUUUGUUCAUCCACAAGAUAUAUCAUAAACUUCUGUUUCUUAUGUUAAAUCAUCAUAAAGAUGCCAACGAAAGGACAGUUUAGCAGUGAAAAGAAUGUGAAGAUCAUACCAGGUCGUGAUGGACAAAAGAAGGGAAAUUCACAGCAUGACCAAAUUGUACAAGUGCCAAAGGACAAGGUCAAAGCAGUCAGUGGAAGUGUAGAUGGAAAAUUUGAUGAUCGAGUCAGAGUUGUGAAAAAUGAUAAGUUCCGAAGGCAACGGGAUCCUUGGAAUGCAGAAAGGGCUCCAUGCAUGAAGGGCUCAAAACCAUGGCCUGGUCGAAAGGCAGCUACUGUUGAUGAACUUGUCAAGCAUAUGUCAAUUGUUCCUUCAUAUUUACAGCGUAGGGAGACUGCAGACCAUCUUCAAGACAAAGCGCUGAAUGUUGGGGUUCUUGAGUGGGGCCUUCUUGCUAACUGGUCUCAGCAACAAAAGCAUGAGCCCUACAGAAGCCAUGGAGCCUCUCCAUCCAAUACUAGUAGGUCUGUGCUAUUCUCAUCUCCAUCACAUUCUUCUGCAAGUCUCAGCAGCAGAUCUCUUGAGAGCAAUCAAUCUACUCCAAUGAGUGACCAUCAGCAUUCAUCCAGCAAAGCUCAGCAGAGUAGGCUUGCAGAUGAACACCAUGGGAAGGCCAGAUAUUCGCCUAGCCCAAAUUCUGCGGUAUUGACCUUGUUGCCAGGGCAUGGCAAAUAUCUCUGUGCAGAGAACAGCUGUAAUUAUGGUGGCCUGAGUCUCAGCAAUGUAUCUCUACCCUCAGAUUAUGUAGCUGCUUCCUCUGGAAGUUGUGUGCGACAUGAAAUGGUUGAAGCUGAAGAGGCUAGAAGGAAGAUUGAAGGCGUUGUCCAUCACUGUUCCCGUAGGCUUUUUACAGACAGCGAUAAAAUUGGGAAAAAUUUCUUCACAUCAAACAACAAUGAUUCCAUGUGCAAUGAUCCCGAACAGAACAGUGGCUUGAAUGAUGAGAAUUUAGAGUCAUUAAUAUCUAAUGCCGUGAUGGACACAGGUAGAAAUGGCAGUAGGUCACCAUUUGGUUUCUUGGAAGAUAUUGAGCCAUCCCAUGAAUUUCGAAUUCCAUACUCAUGUCCACUUCCCGUCGUAGAUUCAGCUGAUGAACUUGGCACCAGUAGCACUGCAGGUAGAGAUAAUCUUGUUGGUACAGCUGCAACAAUAAGUGAGAGCUGUAACCAAAACCGAUCUGCCAUGAGUGUCAUUGAGGAUCCCCCCCAAAGUUCUGGAAAGUUCAGUGACGUGGGUAGGAUGCCUGAUCGUCAUCUAGUUUCUGGGAUGGCUCGAGUGAGCCGCAGUUCUAGCCUGAAGGAGGCACCGUAUGAUCGACAGCCUGAGGCAGUGACCUCUGUUGAUAAGAUAGGAGACAUGUCAUCAUCCAAUAGCAAAAGCAGGUGCAGCCGCAGCCGCAGCCCAUUGAGGAGGAUGUUAGAUCCAAUAUUAAAGCCAAGGCACACAUCCACUUCUAGUCCAAUACAAUCUUCAUUUGUUCCAAAGUGUCAUCUUCCAGGCAAUACCAGUAAGCAGUCUCUGGACUUGGGUGGAUCAGUGUCACAGAAUGUGCAGAGAAGGUCAAUUGACAUGGUAGUCAAUUCGAAUUACCAGACCAAAGCAAAUAUAAAACAGCCUCCUCGUGUGCUAUGGAACAGCGCAAGAUACCUCCAGCAAGAAAAGGAUUCAGCAACAAGGCAAGCAUUUCUGCAGCUAGCAUGGAAGAAUGGCUUGCCUUUAUUCAUGCUGUCUUAUGGUGAUUCUGAUAUCCUGGCGGCCACUGUUGGAAGGAAGGACAUCUCCGAUAAGGAUGAUCUGGAAAGCACAUAUACUUUAUUCACUGUUGCAGAACCUAAGAAAAAAAGUGGAGCUUGGAUCAAGGCAGGGAAUAAGAACAAGAAAAAUCAACUGGUAUCCAGCAUACUUGGGGAACUGAGGGUUGCACGUCAAAAAUCAAGAUGCUGUCACACAAAAAAUGUUCAUGUCCACAGGGAAUUUGUGUUGGUUGGUUCUGAAUUGCUACCAUCAUCUGAAGAAUUAGGUGAUUCACACGUUAGUGGAGAGCUUGCAGCUUUUAUCAGUGCAUUGCCUCAGCAAGAAGCAGAAACUUCUCAUCAAUCAUCUUCACAGAAUUCCGGACGAAGAAGUUCAGUGUCGAUUGACUGUUGUUGCUCCCCACUGGGAAACUUCCAGCCUAGUACGAGGAAUGCUAGUUCCGGUUCAGCCAAUGUUAUUGCUAUACUUCCUAAUGGCUUCCACGGCACAUCAACUUCUGGACAGCCAUUACCUCUGAUAGAAAGGUGGAAAUCAGGAGGAGCAUGUGACUGUGGCGGGUGGGAUGAAGGUUGCAUGCUGAGUGUGCUCACCGAUGGUACCCAAGAAAACAACGGUGCGAUUCAUGCUAACCAGGCACUGGAUGGCAGUCAGCGAUUUGACCUUCUAGUUCAGGGUCGAGCGCGAGAUAGGCAUGCCUUCAGUAUGGUUUCAUUCAAAGAAGGGUUAUACACAGUGAAAUUCAGAUCAUCCAUUGCUUUACUUCAAGCUUUUGCAAUGUGUAUAGUGAUGCUUCAUGGGAGGUACCCUAGCAGGAUGCAAGUAGGUCUGCAAGCAUCGCAAGAGCAUGAUCUUCUUGCUGAUCAUGAGCUCAAGACCAUGGCGGCCAGUCAAGGUAGAGCUCCGACCAGCUAUGUGCCCCACCAGCCACCUCUUUCUCCGGUAGGCCGAGCCUAGCUUUAUCGCGAUGAAAUGUAUGUUCUGUGCCUUGUCUUUUUCACUCGUCAGUUGUGUAGUGCCGGUGGGAUCAAUGUACCAUGGUCCUCUGGUCCACAUGCAAUUCACAUCGUAAAGUGAUGAAUCUGUGUGCAAUUGGCUUUAGAGGUAGCUAUCUGUACAUGUUGACGUUGUAUGACUGUGCUACGAUGUUGCUGCAAGGCUCAUCUCAAUGCUUUAGUUACCCUA
Molecule: messenger RNA, 3407 nt
Organism: Phragmites australis (common reed)
Lineage: Eukaryota; Viridiplantae; Streptophyta; Magnoliopsida; Poales; Poaceae
Exons: 4
Coding region: 474-3179 (901 amino acids)
Source: RefSeq, a predicted model, not a curated record